GCUUACAUUAACGAGAAGAGUCUAUUAUAAUAAAACUAUUAGAACCACAAAGAGGUGGAUCACUCAUUAUUGAAUGGUCCACUUUGUUAUUUAAUAUCGUUUCUAGGAAAAAGGACCUUUAUCUUCAUAAGACGUUUGCUUUCCCUCUGCUAAUGGCUUCCUCAGGCACUUUUUGCAGCGGGACUAUUAACCAAGGGUUACAACAAUACCCGUAUCCUUCUCAUGUGAAUGCAUCCAGCUUUCUUUCUGUUAAACUAUCUGGUAAAACCAACUAUGCUCGGUGGCAGGAACAGAUGAUGUGCCUUGUAGAGAGCCAUGAUAUGCUCAGUUUCGUCGAUGGCACAUUUGGAAACCCCAAGAAAAACGUCGAUUCAAAAAAGAAAGUAGAUAACUGCAAUUGA
Messenger RNA from Lactuca virosa, 401 nucleotides. The record is from the annotation of a GenBank genome assembly. NCBI's taxonomy places the organism in Eukaryota, Viridiplantae, Streptophyta, Magnoliopsida, Asterales, Asteraceae.